Molecule: messenger RNA, 4621 nt
Organism: Plectropomus leopardus (leopard coralgrouper)
Lineage: Eukaryota; Metazoa; Chordata; Actinopteri; Perciformes; Serranidae
Source: RefSeq, a predicted model, not a curated record
GAUAUGGACAGUUACAGUCAGCGGUUUGAAUCCACGACUGGACGAGACAGUAAACCCCAAAAGAAGAAGGGAUCCUCCAACCACAACACAUGUUACGAUGAAGGAGACCGCAAACCAAAGUUUCACUUACCCUUUAAAAACAUCACUGAUGAUGUGCUGGACAGAUUCGCCAGUAUUCGGAUUCCCGGUAGUAAAAAGGAGCGGCCACCCUUAUCACACUCUAAACACAAUAGUAAUGAUUGGUCCAUUUCCUCAUCAUCCACCGCACAUCAGUUUGAGGAACUUUCAUCGAAGAUCACCUCAGAAAAAGAGAUCCUGGCUCUGUUUGAAAAGAUGAUGGAGGACAUGAACUUGAAUGAGGAAAAAAAGACUCCUUUGAGAGAGAAGGACCUCAACACAAAGAGAGAGAUGGUCAUCCAGUAUAUUUUUACUGCCUCAAAAACUGGUAGCCUGAGAAGCAGCCAUCAGAUAUCUCCCCAGGAAUUCCUCGGAGAGCUGAAGUCAGGGGUGAUGGACGAACGUCUGUUUGCCUGUCUAGACUCAUUGCGAGUGUCCCUCACCAGCAACCCCGUCAGUUGGGUGCAGAGCUUCGGGCAUGAGGGUCUUGGAUUGCUGUUGGACAUUUUGGAGAGGUUGCUGUUCAAGAAACAGCAAGAGAAGCUUGACAAAAAAAACCAACAUAAAGUUGUCCAGUGUCUCAAAGCCAUCAUGAACAACAAGUAUGGCUUGGAUCGAAUCCUGGGGGAAGAGAAAAGUCUUGCGUUACUGGCAAGAGCCAUUGAUCCCACCCAGUCUGCCAUGAUGACUGACGUGGUGAAGCUGCUGUCAGCCAUCUGCAUUGUGGGCGAAGAGAACACUUUGGAAAAGGUCCUUGAAGCCAUCACCACAGCGGGGGAAUGGCGAGCCAUUGAGAGGUUCAGUCCCAUUGUGCAGGGACUAAGAGAUCGCUCGGUUCAAUUACAAGUGGCAUGCAUGCAGCUCAUCAAUGCACUGGUAACAUCCCCUGAUGAGCUGGACUUCAGGCUGCACAUCAGGAAUGAAUUUAUGCGCUGUGGCCUGAAAGAGAUAUUGCCGCAACUGACAACUAUCAGGAAUGAGGCCCUUGACAUUCAGCUGAAGGUGUUUGAGGAGCACAAAGAGGAGGACAUGAUAGAGUUCUCUCACAGACUGGAAGACAUCAAGAGCGAGCUGGAUGAUGUGGGUGAUGUGUUCAGCAUUGUGCAGAGCAUGGUGAAGGACAGCAGUGCAGAGCCCUAUUUCCUCUCUAUACUGCAGCACCUGAUGCUGAUUCGCAAUGACUACUUGGUCAGGCCCCAGUAUUUUAAGAUCAUUGAGGAGUGUGUGUCUCAAAUUGUGCUGCACCGUAGUGGCACUGACCCAGACUUUAGUUACCGCAAGCGCCUGGAUGUGGACUUCAGCCAUCUUUUAGAGGUGUGUGUAGAAAAGGCUCGAACGGAGGAGUAUGAACAAAGAGCUUCAGAACUCGCACAGAAGUUUGACGAGGAGUUUUUGAGCAGACAGGAGGCACAAGCUCAGCUGGUUAAGUGUGAAGAAAACAUAGCCGAACUCCAAGCAGAGCUGCAGGCCUUCAGAUCCCAGUUUGGAGCUGUACCUGUGGGUCUGUCCUCCCCCCAUGCCGGACGAGCGUUAUCUCCCUCAGCAUUAGCGUCUGGGCCUCCACCCCCUGCUCCACCACCUGGGGUGCCAGCCCCCCCCCCUCCUCCCCCUCUUCCUCCUUUACCGGGUUGCCCUCCCCCACCCCCUCCACCUGGAGUGCCUCCUCCAUUCGGUGCCCCCCCUCCACCCCCUCUAGGGUUUGGAGGUGGUCUAGGUUCCCCCACCCACAAUGUGCUGCCUUAUGGCCUCAGGCCAAAGAAGGAAUUCAAGCCUGAGACUUCCAUGAAGCGCCUCAACUGGUCCAAGAUUCGUCCCCAGGAAAUGUCAGAGGGCUGUUUCUGGGUGCGGGCUGAUGAGAACCAAUAUGCGAAACCAGAAUUACUCUGCAGAGUUGCUCUCACUUUUGGUUCACAAAGAACAGCCAAAAAAGAAGAGGAGGAUCUGGAGGAUAAGAAAUCCAUAAAGAAGAGAAUUAAAGAGCUCAAGGUGCUCGAUCCUAAGAUCGCUCAGAAUCUAUCCAUCUUUCUGGGUUCCUUCCGUAUGCCUUAUCAGGAAAUCCGUCGGAUGAUUGUGGAGGUGGAUGAGGAGCAACUCACUGAACCUAUGAUCCAGAAUCUUGUGAAGCACCUGCCAGAGCAAGAGCAGCUGAAUGCCUUAGCCAAGUUUAAAAAUGAGUACACAAAUUUGUCAGAGCCUGAGCAGUUUGGGGUUGUGAUGAGCAGUGUGAAGCGGCUACGCCCUCGCCUCAGCCACAUCCUCUUCCGGCUGCAGUUUGAGGAGCAGGUAAACAACCUUCGUCCAGAUAUCUUGGCUGUAAACGCUGCCUGCGAUGAGGUCAGGAAGAGCCGCUCCUUUGGUCGCUUGCUGGAACUGGUGCUCCUGCUGGGGAAUUACAUGAAUGCAGGCUCUCGAAACGCCCAGUCAUAUGGCUUCGACCUCAGUUCCCUCUGCAAGUUAAAGGACACCAAGUCAGCAGACCAAAAGACCACAUUACUCCACUUCCUGGCGCAAGUAUGUGAGGAAGAAUUUCCAGACGUGCUUAAAUUUGUUGAAGACCUGGAGCAUGUGGACCGGUCUAGCAGAGUGUCUGCAGAGAAUCUGGAAAAGAGCCUCAGGCAGAUGGAGAGGCAGCUGCUGCAGCUGGAGAGAGACCUGGAGACUUUCUCUUCCCCCGAUGACCCCAACGACAUGUUCUUCACUAAAAUGGCUAGCUUCAGCAAGGUUGCACGGGAGCAGUAUGACAAGCUGGUGAUAAUGCACAGCAAUAUGGAAACGCUGUAUCACAACAUGCUGGAGUACUUUGCUGUUGAUCCGAAGAAGACUUCUGUGGAGGAGCUGUUUACCGAUCUCAGCAACUUCCGAUCCAUGUUCACUCUAGCACUGAAGGAGAACCUGAGGCUGAGGGAGUCAGAGGAGAAACAGAGGAGAGCACGGGCGGCGAAGGAGAAGGCUGAACGUGAAAAACAGGAGAGAGCGCAGAAGAAGAGGAGACUGCUGGAAGUCAAUGCAGAGAAUGAUGAGACAGGUGUGAUGGAUAGUUUGCUGGAAGCCCUACAGUCGGGAGCUGCAUUCAGAGACCGCAGGAAGAGAGCGCCAAGACCCAGAGAUAACAUGCAGCAGACGAUCAGCCCCAGCUCCUUCCGCCAGGUCCUCAGGCCUGUUAACCAUGAAAACAACAAGGCACCUUUACAAAGGUCUCGCUCUCGGCAGAAUAUAAAUUUAGGUUCAGCGGUGGUGAAAGCUCCCCCUGCCAAGGAGGCCCAUAACGAGUCUGAUGGCCAUCCAUCCGCAGCCAGGGCCAAGGCUGCUGCAUGUUCAGAUUCAGGCCGCAGGUACAGGAACACCCCGGGUCACAGCCAGUGGCAGGACAGAGAGAGGGUGGUGGAGAGAGAGACGGUUAAGCCACCUGAGAAAGAGAUGGAGGUUAAAGCUGAGCCUCCGGCCUUCCAGCCAUCCUCCACCCGAGCUGGAGUCAGCAGCUGCAGCACCAACGGAGAGUCCGAUGUUGAGGCUCUCCUGGCCAAACUCAGGGCCUUGUGAGGUUUGUUUUUACACUAUAUCUGCAAUGACAUGCAUACACAGGAGUCAGUGUGUCACACAUAUUAACACACUCAGAAUGUGACCAAAACUAUUUUGCUUCAGCUAUUUUGUAGUUGCAAGCAGGAAGCAGGCAGGAAAUGUCGUUAAUGAGACGUUAUGAAAGAUGUGUGAGGUGUAAAUAGGAGUUAAAUCACAACCAAAGAAUUAUUUUUUUUAAAGAUUCAGACAAAAUAAAUUUGUGUAAAACCACCAUAAAUUUCAGAACCGUGCUAACAGAAAUGCAGGCAUGUAGAGCACAGGUAGCUGGUCACACUUUGGCCCACAAAAUAUCCAGAGGAUAAUAUGUUUGCAAAAGAUGUAGUUCAGUACAAAAGCAUAUUAGUAACAUACAUAGCAGUUCAAAAGAGAAAAUACAAAUAGAAUCAGCAGUCUCUACCAGAUUGUUCAAAAUGCACUGCAAAAAGUGUUUGGCUAUAUUUUAUGUGCUCCUAACAAUGGAAUUAGGCUUUGGCAGCACUUAAUUUCAUUUGGGUAUACUUUGCUUAUUUGUUAGGAUCCUUAUUAGCUGUGCCCUAAAGCUUAGCUAAUCUUCCUGGGGUGGAUGUAUAUGGUUUAUAUAAGGUAUAUGACGGUAUAAGUGUGUAGCGCUGGAGAUUGAGCUCUGGUGGUGCAUGCUGCACACUACAUACAAUGAGUUUAACAGAAAGAGGAGCGCCUGUAUUUAUGACAGUAUUGGAAAAACAUUCCUUGGGGAUUUAUUCUACCUUUGUGUACUGUUAUGCUGUAAUACUGCCCAAGCCUAAUGGAACUAUAACAUAGCUUUUUUCUGAAAGUAAAAGAUGCAGCAUAGCUGAGCACUUUCUUUGGAAUUCAGAAGUAUGCAAUAUUAAACAAAAACACAUUUCCUUUUACAUUAGCUGCUCUUAUAAUUGCUUCUACUGUAGAAUUUAUUUUUACACCUUUA